UUACAGUGCGGCAGCUGUGCGGGUUCGGUUCUGAUGCCGACCAGUGGCGUUAUUGAAACACACACAGCUCACUGACUUUAAGUUAGAUUUUCAGGAAGGCAGCAUCAUGUCUAACACCGUGGGCAAGCUGAGUUUCAGCAAUAAGGUUAUUCUAGCACCUAUGGUACGGGUGGGCACAUUACCCAUGAGGCUUCUGGCAUUAGACUACGGUGCUGACAUUGUCUAUUGUGAGGAACUGAUUGAUCUAAAAAUGAUUCAGUGCGAAAGGGUAGUUAAUGAUGUUUUGGAGACAGUGGACUUCAUAGGUCCAGAUGAGAGAGUGAUGUUCCGGACCUGUAGUAAAGAAAAGGAUCGGGUGGUCUUUCAGAUGGGAACUGCAGAUCCAAAGAGAGCCCUGGCAGUGGCCCAGCUUGUGGAGAAUGAUGUGGCAGCUGUGGAUGUCAAUAUGGGCUGUCCAAAGGAAUACUCUACCAAGGGUGGAAUGGGAUCUGCACUUCUUUCUGAUCCUGACAAAAUUGAGGCUAUUCUGACCACUCUUGUUAGAGGAAUUUCAAAACCAGUGACGUGUAAGAUCCGCAUCCUGCCCACUAUAAAAGAAACUGUGAAUUUGGUGAAGAGAAUAGAGAAAACAGGGGUGUCAGCAAUAGCUGUCCAUGGCAGGAUGAAGGAAGAGAGACCACGACACCCGGUCCACUGUGACUACAUCCAAGCUGUAGCUGAAAGUGUGUCCAUCCCAGUGAUAGCUAAUGGUGGCUCUGUAGAUCAUGUUAAAACACAUGAUAACAUUGAGAUGUUCCGAGAGGCAACAGGAGCAUCCUCUGUCAUGCUGGCUCGAGCUGCAAUGUGGAACCCUUCCAUAUUCCGCAGCCAGGGGGCGGUGUCAGUGGACGAGGCUAUGGAGGAGUAUAUUAAAUAUGCUGUUUGCUAUGACAACAACACCUUUAACACCAAAUACUGCCUGUGCCAGAUGCUAAAGGACAGGGUGGAAUCCCCGAUGGGCAAACGGCUCCAUGCUGCACAGACCAGUGCAGAAAUCUGUGAAGUGUUUGGAAUGACUGAUUUCUACAAGAAGGCCCAGGCUGAUCUGGAGGCCCGAAAGAGUUACCUUCAGGCUAACAGUAGCAGUCUUUCAGAUCAGCCUACGUUGGAUGGUGAUGUCAUCACUAUGGCAGUGAAAUUUGAAAGAAGAGAAUAUCCCCCUCAGAUCACUCCAAAGAUGUAUUUGCUGGAAUGGAGUCGAAAGGAGAAGUUGGAGCAGCCUGUGUACGAGACGGAGCAGCGUGCCCAAGACAGAGCUUUUCAGUCCACAGUUACAGUAGCAAAUAAGAAGUAUAGGUCCACCUUGUGGGAGAAGUCAAAGAAAUUUGCAGAGCAAGCUGCUGCCAUCGUAUGUCUGCGUACGCUUGGGGUACCUGAGGGCCGUAUCGGAGAAGAGAAUUCAGGACUGGUGAACAAGAGAAAAAGGGAGGAGAGAAAACAGGGCAUAUCAGAGGACAGUGGCAUUACUGACUCAACAAACAGGAAGAGACGGAUCACUGAGCCAUCACAGAAAGAUGAACAGGAGACAAAUGACAAGAUGAUGGUAGUAAAUGGCUCAUGUGGUCAGACUGUACCAUGACCACAACCAUGAUGAAUCAACAACUGCUAACCUUAUGAACUCAUUAUGAGGACUGUGGCUGCAUUUCAUUUGUAACAGUGCAGCACAUCGUCUCUACACCAAGAUAUCAGCUGAAGACUUGCAUGUUAUUCCUAAAACUUUCCUCUUCCUUUUAAUCCUUUUUGUAUGAUUGUAUGCAUUUGUGAGACAGAGAGUGUGUGCUUUGGACAUGCUUGUUGGUUUUCAUUCAAAGAGUAGUGAGAUAUUCGUCAGAAGCAGGAUGUACAUUCUAAGCUAGUGGUUCCUAAUUCUUGUUCUGGCUUUUACUUUUUAACUGGCUGGUAAAUUAAGGCAGGUGUGUUGGAGCAGGGAACAGACUUAAUUGUGUAGGGAAGUACUUGGGAGUAGUUUUCAAGUUAUGGGUAUGGUUGAGCAAAAAUACAAAUGCCUUAGACCAGAGGUCUUUAGACUGGUCCUCAGAGCCCACAGGGAGUCCACGAUUUUGCUCCACCAUUAUGCUUUGUGAUUUAGGUCACAGCAAAAAUGUGGACUGCCUGAGGACCAGUUUGGGAUCCACUGUUCUAAACAAUAUAGACAUUGUUCCACAGACCAAAAGGGGGCAGGCAACUGUCUCUUAAUCACUCAGACUGUUUGGGUUGUGAAAGCUGAAAAUGAUUGUCAAGCUAUGAUUGAGAGGACAUUCACACAGGACUUUUUGAACAGUUACAUUUGGAGGUCCUAUAUCUUAGACACUGAAGUUCUACCUACACUUUUAAAGCGGGUACUGCGUGCAUUUAAUCAAAUUCUAUUUGAAUUAAAAAACAUCUAUCAGUCCUGAA
Molecule: messenger RNA, 2436 nt
Organism: Pygocentrus nattereri (red-bellied piranha)
Lineage: Eukaryota; Metazoa; Chordata; Actinopteri; Characiformes; Serrasalmidae
Gene: dus2
Product: dihydrouridine synthase 2
Exons: 17
Coding region: 107-1618 (503 amino acids)
Biological process (GO): tRNA dihydrouridine synthesis
Cellular component (GO): cytoplasm
Molecular function (GO): tRNA dihydrouridine synthase activity; tRNA binding; flavin adenine dinucleotide binding
Source: RefSeq, a predicted model, not a curated record